Acanthisitta chloris (rifleman) is the source of this 831-nucleotide messenger RNA. RefSeq names its product leucine rich repeat containing 18 (gene LRRC18). The record is from RefSeq and is a predicted model, not a curated record. Bases 1 to 831 code for a protein of 276 amino acids. Lineage: Eukaryota; Metazoa; Chordata; Aves; Passeriformes; Acanthisittidae. Gene Ontology annotation, molecular function: protein binding. The transcript has a single exon.
AUGGCCAAGGGGAAAGCAAAAGGCCCAAAAGGGAAAAGGAUCACCUUGAAAAUGGCCAAAAAUGCAAUCCGGAUAACUUUUGAUGGAAAGCGCCGUCUUGACUUAAGCAAAAUGGGCAUCACCACCUUCCCCAAGUGCAUUCUGGAACUGGAUUUUGUGGAGGAAAUUGAUUUGAGCAGAAACAUGUUAAAAAACAUUCCAAGCACCAUUGAGAAGUUCCAGAAUCUGCGAUGGCUGGACCUGCACAGUAAUCAGCUUGAGGAGCUGCCCAAGACAAUAGGCACACUUCAGAAGCUUUCAUACCUGAAUAUAUGCAACAACAAGUUGACCACAGAAGAUCUGCCAGAAGAGCUGAACCAUCUCAAGAACCUGCAUGUUCUCAACCUUGGCAUGAACUACCUCGACAGUGUUUCCACCGGUCUUGAAGACCUCCAGGAACUUACGGAGUUAGGUCUCUUUGACAAUGCCUUGACCACCAUCCCAGACUUUGUGAAAAACCUCCCCAAACUCGAGAAGCUGAAUGUAAGAGGAAAUCCUUUAGCAGAUGCAACAGAGGAAGAAGAGCAUGUUGAGCCCAUUAAACGUAUAGAAACACUUUAUCUAGUACAAGAAAAAGACCUGUGCUCUUCCUGCCUGAAGAUGUGUCAGGAUGAGAGGGACAAGCUCAACAAGAUAAUAGACGUGACACCUACCCUCUCAAAAAAGCCAAGUUUCCCUUCACUCCUUACGCCAAAUUCCACUGCAAAGGAUAAUCAAGAAGAAUGGAGAGUAAGAAGCAAUCUUGAAGUAGACCAAGACACUCCACAGACCAUGACAUCCGACUCAAGCUAA